AUGGCUCCACUGCAUGAGAGCCGGGAACUUGCGUCCGCCUCCCGAAUGUUUGGAGGAAUUUCGAAUGAGGCCUAUCGCCAGGCCCAACGGAAUGAUGGGUUGCAUUUCAUAUGCAGACAGUGUGAGGAAAGACACUGGCCGGAAAUCACAGACACCGAUGCGGAUGAAGAUGAAACAGCUCUCGCCAACACCGUCGCCGCUGAUCUCGAGCCGUUGGACAACUCGACAUCUAUAAAUGAAUCAUCUGCCGCCGCUGAUCUAGAACCAGAACCGUUGGAUGGGACAUUAAACAUAACGCGACGUGACAAUAUCGACGUGACAAUGGAACCGACAGAGACAGCACUUGCAGAGCCUGAAUUGCCGGACACAGUGACAGAAGAUGUUCCUAUAACUUUCACCAUGCUUGAGAACGGCAGUAAACGAGGCGGCCGAUUGCUGGUGUCUAGCAACGGAUAUUCUUACGGCGUGAAGAAUGCGAACAAGAGUUCCAUAUUCUGGCGUUGUAGCGUGCGAAGCAAAAAGAUGCGAUGUCACGCGACAGUCUUACAGAAAGGCAGUGACUUUCGUCUAUGCUCCAAUGCGCACGUGCACCCAGCGGAAAGCACAGGAAUUAGGCCUAGCCACCGCCUACCGAACCGUUAUAUUUAUUGUUCAAAUUUGAACCAUUUGGGCACUUCGUUUGCGAAGACUGCGUUCCGAAAAAGAAAAAGAAGGGCGGUGUUUGUACAGAAUGCUUCCAGAGUGUGA
Messenger RNA from Dreissena polymorpha, 747 nucleotides. RefSeq lists its product as uncharacterized. The record is from RefSeq and is a predicted model, not a curated record. NCBI's taxonomy places the organism in Eukaryota, Metazoa, Mollusca, Bivalvia, Myida, Dreissenidae. The transcript has 5 exons. The coding region runs from base 1 to 747 and encodes 248 amino acids.